CUCAAACUCUUAAUGCUUCAUCAAAUGUUUUAUUUGUGAUUUUUAAAGCUUCUUUUGACGAGACAUAAUUUUAGUUUUGAGUGUCUCAAAAAAACAAUUGUAUCAUGCUGGUUUUAUUUUGUGCAGGAAAGGCAAAGGCUGUUCUGACCAUAUACCCCACAUCCUCCCAGAUAUUCAGUGGAGAGUCUGUCACUCUCAGAUGUAACAUACAGAGGGGAGAAGUCACUGACUGGAAAUACACAUGGAGCAAGGAUGAUGUAGACUCAAUCAGUAGGAAGCAUGAAUAUGAGAUCAGAGAGGUUAAGAUUUCAGACAAUGUUGGCUACAGGUAUCUGGGUACACAUAUUGACAAUGGGGACGACAGGUGUCUGGGUAAACAUAUUGAUCAGAAGAAGCAUUCUGAGUGGAGUGAUGCAGUCAGACUGACAGUAACAGUUCUCACAGCCCUGCCCAAAGGUAAACUGACCAUAACACCAAACCCUGCAUACACUGGAGAGACAGUAACUCUGACGUGUUCAGUGGGGUCUGACAGUGGCUGGAGCUAUACAUGGUACAAAGACAACGCUAAGAAAGUAGUGACCUUAUCUAGCAGACACACCACAACAGGAGUCACCUUCACCAUAAAAAGAGCUGCUGAGUCUGACCAGGGUCUCUACUGGUGUCAGGGAGAGAUCCAGUCCAAAUUCAUAUCAUCAAUCAUCAGUGAUCCUGUCACUAUCACUGUGAAAGGCCUGGUGUUCAACAGCCAAUAUCUUCAAUACGAGUUACCAUCUGAUGAUGUCAUUGAACAGACUGAAUCAUCCAUGUGA
Molecule: messenger RNA, 809 nt
Organism: Salvelinus sp. IW2-2015
Lineage: Eukaryota; Metazoa; Chordata; Actinopteri; Salmoniformes; Salmonidae
Source: RefSeq, a predicted model, not a curated record